Aplysia californica (California sea hare) is the source of this 2398-nucleotide messenger RNA. Its product is annotated as protein SHQ1 homolog. The transcript has a single exon. Gene Ontology annotation, biological process: box H/ACA snoRNP assembly. Bases 175 to 1767 code for a protein of 530 amino acids. Lineage: Eukaryota; Metazoa; Mollusca; Gastropoda; Aplysiida; Aplysiidae. The record is from RefSeq and is a predicted model, not a curated record. Gene Ontology annotation, cellular component: cytoplasm; nucleoplasm.
UCCAAUGAUUUCUUUGGGAAACGACUACUACUAAUCUAUAGACUCUACUGCUUAAACUACUAUCUAUGCCCAUGAGUGUCUAGCAUUCAGCCACUCACUCAGUAUUGGCAGUCGGCAACGGCACAGUCUGGCAGUCGUAAACACGAGGCCCAGGAAACGUUCUUCAGAACAACGAUGUUGACUCCAAAGUUUUCGUUGUCACAAGACAAUGAUUUUUUAUUCAUAAACAUAUAUGCUCCACAUCUAAAAGUGAAAGAAGCAGAGUGUCAUGUUAACGAUGAUGAAGUGCAUUUUUACUGCCAGCCGUACUAUCUUCGUUUGCACUUGCCUGGCAAAGUAGUUGAAAAUGAACGGUCAAAAUCGACAUACGACGCUGACACAGGCUGGCUUGCCUUGAGUCUUCCAAAGCAACACCGUGGGGAAUAUUUUGAAAAUUUGGAUAUGUUGACUAAGCUUUUAACUCCCAAAAGUUCAUCCUAUGUGAGUGCGCAGGUUGAAGUGUUAGAGUCUGGAGUUGUUAAAGUGGAGGCCGGGAGUGCAGAAGUACAAUCAGGACAAGGUAACGGGAAAGAUGAAAGUGAUCGUGAAACUGGGAAGGAUGAAGGUGAAAGUGAAGGCACUGGUGAUGUUGACGAGUCUUCUGAAUUUGAUUGGUAUAUUGAACAGACCCCUGUCAAUGAUGAGGAAUCUGCUUCUUCACUUUUGGGGGGUAUUUGUUACGGAUUCGCUCUUCGGAAAACAAGUCCUCUGAACUCUUUGACUUCUGAGCUUCCAGACAUGAUAGAUCUUAAAGAGCCUGAUUUGGUGCCUUCAAAGCAGCGGUCCACCCUUCGUACUGAACAAGAGCAAGAAAGCUUUGACUGUGAACAUUAUCUUGCUGAUCUCUUUGAUGACAGUUUAAUUCAAGAGGUUAUAAAUGUGAAACUCAAAGAACUCACUGGAACAGAAGGUGUUUCUACUAUUCUGUCAGAAAAGGAUCAAGAACUGUUACUACAGCUUCCUCGAAGAGAAUACAUUAUUGAUGAUUCAGUUUUGACAUCUGUUUACCUAGGUCUUGUGGAUCUUUUGUUAGCUUAUGCAUUUGAUUUUCGUCAGACAUAUGGAGAACAUAGUGUGGAAUCAGAUUGGGUGAUAUGUAAACUUAGUAGUUCAUUGUCUUGGCUGGACUCGUUCUCAGAUUUGAAAGAAGUUGUUGUCAGUUUUGGAAGAAGAUGUUUGUGUUUUCCUCUUUAUCGUAACUGGAAGCUCUUUGAAAAGGUUCUUUCAGAUGUGAAGUUGAUACUUGAUGUGGGAAAGUCACAAAUCUUGAAGUGCCUUCUUGAUAUGAAAAUGAUUCUGGCUAAAAGCGAAGCACACUUUCCACUUGUGGAAAUAUUCAUAACAGAUUACUGUGUUUGGAUUCAGAGUGCUUGUCCCAAGAGAUUGAAAUCGUUGUCAAAAGCUUUAAGUGAGAUUCAUGUAUGUAAAAAGGACAUGGGAUUUAGACUUGAGGAGAUGGAGGCAGAUGCGGCAGCGCUGAUGGCUGAGUGUGCAGAAGAUGAGGAAGAUCAAGAUACAGACCUUAAUAAACUUGCAACUGCCAUUUCCAAUGUAGUAAAAAUAACUGAUGCUGAUGAUAGUGAUGAUGAAAGCAGUGAUGAAACUAGCAGUGAAGACGAUUCUUCUUCAUCAGAAUCAGACUCUGACUCCGAGAACAACAGUCAAGACAAAAAGGAUGGAGAGUGUCCUUCACCUGAUGUUGCUGCUGUAAAAAAGGAGCAGACAUGACCACUUUUUGAUCUGAUGUCUUUUGUUUACUGUUUGGCUGGCUUUUGCUGUCAUGAUAGGUACAAAUGUAAAUGAGAUUGUUUAUACUGUUCUACCUUGUUUGGGGUGAAAAUGGGCCUUGUUUUUCAUUUUACCUUUUCUAUGGCAAUUGAGACUUUGCUUACAUGUUUACCCUUUGUCUCCAGGUAGCCAGUUAGCACUGGCCCCUGAGCUGAUGCUGUUUGGCUGAGUGGCCGUGAAUGAAAGACAAGAAUGCGAUAGUUGUAAACGGGUAGGACUGCUUAAUGUUGAAACCUGACAAAACCCAGCGAAAUCAUAAAUGGUAGGCCUGGGCAAAAUUAACCCUGGAAGCAUGCAGGCCAUAGAGAAAACAUACACGGUCCGUACACCCAUCUGCAUCUUGCACCAUCCCGCUCUAUUUGUGUAGGCCUCAUUGGAAUGAUCAUUAUUGUAGACCUGCUUGUUUGCCGACAAUCGUCUGAAAUACGACAAUCGCGACCCGACCCGCGAGCCGGCCGAUGCUAUCGCUUGGCCCACCUGUAUUAGUCAAUGUGCGAGGCCUGGCUGACUGCCAGCGCCCCCUUUUUCUCCCGUCGGCUUUGUCUGCACUUUCGUUUUCGUUCCGACGUCG